This is a messenger RNA of Trypanosoma rangeli, 2391 nucleotides long. RefSeq lists its product as uncharacterized. The transcript has a single exon. Gene Ontology annotation, molecular function: protein binding. The record is from RefSeq and is a predicted model, not a curated record. Bases 1 to 2391 code for a protein of 796 amino acids. NCBI's taxonomy places the organism in Eukaryota, Euglenozoa, Kinetoplastea, Trypanosomatida, Trypanosomatidae.
AUGGCUGCGCAAGUAAUCAUCAAGCGCCCUGAUGGUACAGAGACACGCUUUGUGCGUCAGAGGGCACGGAAAGAAAUGUCUUGCGUAGACGCAGAGGCUGUUAAGAAGGAUGAGGAUCGCGAGACCGUCUCUGCCUGUCCACCGUACACGGCGAGUUUUAACGCCCUCUUGAAGGAGUAUCGUGAGAAAAACAGUCGUGUGUUCGUGAACGCGGUGCUGGAGCGCAUGCAUGCAGAGGCGAUUCCCCUGAACGUUGUCACGUACAACCUGCUUAUGGAGCGUGUUGUCUGCUUUCACGACGACCUUGUAUUUAAGCUGUACGACGAGAUGAAGGAGGAGGCAAUGAAGGAGAACGGUAGUGUGCGGCCAAACCUCACGACAUAUCAACUUUUAUUCCGUGCAUGCGAGCGGAAAGGUCAGUACCAGCGUGCCUUUCUUUUCUACAAGCAAUUACGAGACCUGAUGCACAUUGUCCCCGAUUCCCCCACGUAUGAUACGCUUCUUGGCUUCUGUGCUGCUGUGCGUGAUGUGGCGCAGGCCUCGUAUUUUAUGGAGGAAAUGAAAAAACAUGGCGUGACUCCUGACGUCAGCACGUACAAUUGCAUGAUAAGUGUGUUGGUGGACAGUGCCCCUUACAAUGAAACACUACACGUAUUUAUGCAGAUGGUUAAGGAAGGGAUUCAGCCCACAAUUAGAACGUACAACACACUGAGCAAGGCAGCCUACAUUCACGGUGACUACGACCGUGCAUUUCAAUUUUUUGAGGAAAUAAAAAAACAUGGGAUGGUACCCGACGUUGUUACUUACAACACACUACUCUGCCUAGCCGAACAACGCCUAGAGUACGUUAUGGGUUAUGGCGCUUAUAAACAUGUGCAGCGUACGUUUGAGCAGCGAAAGCGCGGCCGGAGGUCCAUUGCAGAGCUUGCACUUACCCUGUUCUCCGAAAUGGGCUCCAUGAAUGUGAGACCGAACACCUUUUCUUUUAAUCAACUUAUGACUGUUCUACUAAAGUGCGGUGAUUAUCGAGUGUUUGAGAUCUACCGAACCAUGCAAGAGCGGUACAAUGAGGCAAAGGACGAAAUUGAGUUGCAGCUCAAGCGCCAGGCAAAGAAGAGGCAGUUGGCGAUGUCGCAGGCUGUGGGCGACUCAGUAGUUGCACAGAGAGACAUGCUUGGUAGCGGCACCAUGUCUGUCGGUGAGGCACCGGUGACUCUUCAGGAGAUGAUGGGUAUGGAGGACGUGAGAUCGUCUGCACGCAUUGCAGCGCGUCAAAUUCGACCCAACCUUGAUACCUAUCGCAUCAUUCUGCGUGCCUGCCUUGAACUUGGCUUGGCGCCAAAAUAUGGUCUCUUCUACCACAAGCUACAACAUGAAGGCCUUGUGCCUGACCAUGGUAUAGCAAUUCUCAUGGAAUCGAUAUGUGAAGCCAAUGGAGACAAGGUGUUAGCGCUUCAAAUACUUGAAGACGCCAAAAAAAAUGGUGUGAUGAUUGAUGUGACCCUGUUUAACGUCUACCUUAAUGUCCUCGCCUCACUAGGAGCUGCGGAAAUGAUAGAUAUUGUACAAGAGAUGCAGCUUGGCGUCAAUGCCUUUAAUGUACGCCCCGAUGUAGAAACAUACAAUAUAAUGCUCCGUGGUUAUCUUUGCAUGCAGAGACACGAUGAGGUGGAGAAAUUGUUCUCCUCUAUGUAUUUAUCAUAUUUUCAGGUGACACCUAACGCGGAAACGUAUUGCUGUGUACUGCGGGCUUACCGCGAGAAGCGUGACACUGCGGCAGCCACACAAUUAUUGGCGUCAAUGCGGAACCGUAACAUUCCCGUUAUGAUUCAACACUAUCAUGAAUUAAUGCGGGUAUACUUGGAAGCAGACGACUCACGCGUGGAGGAAGUCUUUUUGUCGCUUAGGAACCCUAAAGAAGAAUCACUGCCGAAGGCUGAUACUGAGUGCUUCUUCAUUGCUUUACAGUACUAUUUGCGACAUCAAAUGUUUGAGAAACUCGAGCGGCUUUUUAAAACCUUAAAGACAGAUUCGGACGUGGAGGCGGAUGCUGGAUGCUAUGGUGUCAUGCUAGAAAUGUUUUUUGCUCAGAAGAGGGUUGCUGACGCCAAAACGCUUUUUGCUGAUUUUCGCAUGAAAUGUGUUCCACCGUCUAUCUUGGUAUAUAAUACACUUUUGCGGAUCUUUGUAUCUCAAGAUGAUACGACCAUGUAUGAAGUUUUGGAGGAUAUGAAAACCAACCACGUAGCACCAACGGCAAAUACGUUUGGUAUUCUGUUGCAGUGCGCUGAAGGUAGGCGUCUAGUUUCUGUAGCCGUUGAUAAUAGUCUCUUUUGGGACCCAGCAAGUGCGUUGGCUGGGAUCAGCCAGGUUACAGAAGGCAGGUGCUGA